This is a messenger RNA of Suillus subalutaceus, 1284 nucleotides long. RefSeq lists its product as uncharacterized. NCBI's taxonomy places the organism in Eukaryota, Fungi, Basidiomycota, Agaricomycetes, Boletales, Suillaceae. The transcript has 6 exons. Bases 1 to 1284 code for a protein of 427 amino acids. The record is from RefSeq and is a predicted model, not a curated record.
AUGCCAGACUCACAGCUAACGGGUGCUGAUGCCCAUUGCACCGUGAAUCAGCAGUCGGCGGAUGAUCCCAACGGUAGUUUUGACGCCUUGAUAGAUUUACUCACAUCAGAUGAUAUACAUGAUAUCGCAUCAGCCGGUUCACGUCCUUCACACAACCCUCAUCACACUGUCCAACUACGGGAUGCAUCUGGCAAACUAGCUUUUGACAAGAUCCAUCUCAUGUUUGCAACACAAAAUUUAGGCCCUGACAGAAUCGAUAACAAAUCACCCGAUACCUGUCCAGAUACCCACCGUUUGGGCAUGCAGCAUGGAAGUAAUAUACAGGAUGUACUCAGCAGAAGCGGUCUCUCCAGAUCCGUGUCAUCAUCAAGCCAAUCCACUGAGCGGGGGCGGCAGGGAUCAUGCUUAGCCUUAGCCGGUUCUUCUGCACCACUGGAUCAAAAUAUCCAGAGUACAGACGAGUUAGUUCACAUUGGAUCUGACGAGCAAAUAUUUUCAUCCCGGGACGAGCCAAAUACACAAAUUACUAUCGUAAAUCCUGUGCCUCAUGAUGAGAUGCCUCUCUCUCAUCAGGGUGGCUCUACAGAGAAAGCCACAACGAGGCUCACAGAUCUAACUGCACCGCUCACGGAACACGCGGGUAGGGUUCAAGAUUUGACUAAACUGCUUGAGUUCGAGCAACUGAACGUCGCACUCUCGCACGCUACCACCGAGAUUGACACUCUCUGCGAACGCUAUGAAAAACUCCAAUCCUUGGUCACGGAACGGCUUUCUCCACUAAAUGGCUUACAAACGGGAAAACCUUAUGAUCAGCCUUCCAGCAAUCAUGUCAUCCCUUCAUCUCAGGCACAGGCUUCCGAUAUACAACGAGGUCUUGAAUCCGGUUACUUAGGGAAAAUCUCAAAUCUUUCCGAAUAUGAAGCAAAGAAUAUUCUUACUGGACUAGUUACAUCACUACGACUGUCCCCUCGUUCGGUCACAAACCUAGUUUCUAAGUUUUUGGAUGAAGGUCCGGUCUGUCCACACCCCAGUAGUGUCGACGACAUCAGGUCUUCCAUGGAAUUCCUAGCCCAUAUCGAUGAGCUAGUGUGGAAACGGUCUGUACCUGUGGGUGGCGACGGUCCGGAUCUACUUUAUUUGAGAGCGAAUACAGAUGCCCUCAUUGAGCGACUUGCCCUGUGGGAAAAACUAUCAGAGGUCAUCAUAAGAGCUAGAACUGGAGCCCGUAAUGGCGCGUCGCAAAAGAACCGAAUCAUAUUCGCGUUUCCAUGGUUAGUAGCAUAA